This is a messenger RNA of Sitodiplosis mosellana (orange wheat blossom midge), 2480 nucleotides long. RefSeq names its product ubiquitin-conjugating enzyme E2-17 kDa (gene Ubc6). NCBI's taxonomy places the organism in Eukaryota, Metazoa, Arthropoda, Insecta, Diptera, Cecidomyiidae. The transcript has 4 exons. The coding region runs from base 1798 to 2253 and encodes 151 amino acids. Gene Ontology annotation, biological process: proteasome-mediated ubiquitin-dependent protein catabolic process; protein polyubiquitination; DNA repair. Gene Ontology annotation, cellular component: HULC complex. The record is from RefSeq and is a predicted model, not a curated record. Gene Ontology annotation, molecular function: ubiquitin conjugating enzyme activity.
UCAAUUCGUAGCACACAAGUCACAGAAAAGUACUCUUUUGUGUGUCACACACAGUAUUUCGCUGCUGGUGCUGCUUAAAGUGUAAAUUACUGUAAAAGUGAAUUUCUAAUUCAAAAUUUAAAAAAAAAACGAAGAAAAAUCGCAAAUAAAAGCGCGACAAGUUGCCAAUUUAUUUAUUUUUCUCGAAUAGAACGAAGUACGUAAGACGAAAUUGAUACAAGUUAAUUUUAGUUUCGAUAGGAUAGUAUUUCUUUUGUCAAAGGAAAAGUGAGAUAAUAAUGUGAUAUGGUGCGACCACAGAAGAUUUUUAUUUUUUGCACAAUAAAGAGUUUUCGCUAGCCGAAAGAAAGAAUUUUUUUGUUUCUUAUGAAACUUGUAUUGUUUGAACUGUUUAUAGAAUCAAACGCUUCGAAUGUGUGCUAUAGUUUGAGUGACAGAGUUUUUCUUUAUUCGAACAAAAGGCAAAUAGAAUGAAUCGCUAAUAGCUAAUGUUGAAUCAGCACAAAAUUUUAGUUCUAUAGUGUUUUUGACGUCGAUUACACAUAGGAAACCAAGUAACAAUUCAUUAUUGGCAUAAUUCCAAAAAAGAAUGUACGCAAACUGACAUCUCUACAGCUGAAAAAAAGCGAGAAAUGAUCGAAUGUAGAAAUUUCGAAAAUAAUGAAAAAAUGCCAUCUUUUUUGUUAGAACGAAAAGAAUCAGAGAAUGGUUGAAACUCAAACAGAUGACCAAAAUUGAUUGCAUUUACACAUAUAAAGAGUUUUUUUUGCAUCUGACAAUUCAAGAAAGCGUUUUGUCUCUGUCAUACAACAUGAUUUCGUAGUAGCUCGCUGAACGGAUGAACCUGCUUCUGUUCUUUUUCUUGAGCUAUGACACAUUUUAUUGGAAUAUAAAUCCAUAUACGUGUGUGAUGCGAAUGUGUGCGGCGCAUGAUACAGAUGUACAAUGUAUAUAUCGGUUUAUGUGUUUGCAAUUUCGUUCCUUCUCAGUUAGACAUUAUGAAUUUCCAUACAUUCGAACGUUUAUUCAGAGCUCGAUUUUCAUUCUUCUUUUAAAUAAUAUUUUUUCUUUCUUUUUUAUACUUUCAAACGAACUGAAAAUAAAAAAAACGCUCAUUUCAAUCACAAUCAAAAGUAUUCUUUUGCUUUGCAAUCAAUUCAAAUUAAUUUAAAGCCGUAAUAAAAGACCAAAAUGUCAAUUAAUAGCGAUAAAGUAAACUGUGUGAGUUAUUCUCAUUCGUCUUUAUAUUUCUCGAAGCUCAAAAGUCGAUGACUAGCGCAUAUGAUCUGGACGAUUUGUUAUAGUUUAAAAACUUUGCAUAUUAAAAAAAAACUUGUUGGGGACCCAUUUUUGUCUCCGUAUAAACGUUAAAACUGAAACCAGAACAACAACAGCAUAUCGUUUGAAAUAGACGUUGCCAUUACAUUGCAAUACGGGUGAAUCGGAUUAAGUGAAGAAGGAACUACGAAGUAUAUAUAUUAACUGCGAUAUUUAUUUGCUAUAGAGUUGAAGAGAUUUAUUUUUCGUGUAUUUGGAUUCCACUGUGAUUUGCUGUAGCAGCAGAAAUACAGGAUAAUUUGUCAUUGUACAAACACAAAACGCACAUCGUAACAAACAAUAAACUGAAAAAAAGAAACUUUCCGCGGUUUUCCAACAAACCAAAUCUUCGUUACAUAGCAAUCAAGUGAAUGUGUUAAACGCUAAUUUAAUCAUCAACAGCUUUUCCAAACACACACACACACAAGUAUUUUCCAGAAUUGUCUUUAAAACAGAGAAGAAGAGCAGUGUUCAUUGAAGAUGUCAACCCCAGCUCGUCGCCGUCUCAUGCGUGAUUUCAAAAGACUUCAAGAGGAUCCACCGACCGGUGUUUCAGGUGCGCCAACAGACAACAAUAUUAUGAUAUGGAAUGCAGUCAUAUUCGGUCCGCAUGAUACCCCAUUCGAAGAUGGCACAUUUAAAUUAACGAUAGAAUUUACGGAAGAGUAUCCAAAUAAACCGCCAACAGUACGCUUUGUGUCGAAAAUGUUCCAUCCAAAUGUCUAUGCCGAUGGCGGUAUCUGUUUGGACAUUUUGCAAAAUCGAUGGAGCCCAACGUACGAUGUGUCGGCAAUUUUGACCUCAAUACAGUCACUGCUCAGUGAUCCGAAUCCAAAUUCACCAGCCAACUCGAUGGCGGCUCAAUUGUAUAAGGAAAAUCGUCGUGAAUACGAAAAACGAGUGAAAGCUUGCGUGGAACAAAGUUUUAUAGAUUAGCCCGUCGCCCGUAUCAGUAGAAGCAAACAUCGCAGCGAUCUAUUGAAUAAUAAUAAUAAUGAAAAACUAUUUGAAUCAACAAUGGAACAUACAAACAAAAAACAUUUAACAUGGAGAUCUUUAGUAAUAAUUAUAAAUGAAAUAAUAAUUUUAAUUACAACACAAAUCAUAUUGAUACAAAUGAUUGAAAUUCAAAAUAAAAAAAUUGAAAAGAUUGAAGAACCGAA